AUGGCAAGCACAAACUCUAUUAGGGUUUCAUGGCUUCUCCUUCUUGGCCUCUCUUGUAGUUUGCUUAUUAUCUCAGCUGCAGCUUUUGAUGAUCGUCAGCCCUAUAUUGUGUAUAUGGGUGGUCGACAUAAGGGUGAUCCCUCGGCAUCAUCACGGCACAUGGACAACCUAAAGCAAGUUCUUGGCAGCAAGGCAUCAGAAUCAGUACUCUAUACUUACAAGAGGAGUUUCCAUGGAUUUGCCAUGAAGCUUACAAAGGAGGAGAAGCAAAAAGUGGCAGCAAUGCAUGGGGUGGUUUCUGUAUUUCCUUCCGGAAAGAAGCAGCUCCACACAACUAGAUCAUGGGACUUCAUGGGCUUCUCCCUACAAGUCAAUAGAUCAACCACCGAAAGUGACAUCAUCAUCGGAAUGCUCGAUUCUGGGAUUUGGCCGGAGUCUGAUAGCUUCACUGAUAAAGGUAAAAUUGUUGGAGCAAAAUACUACCGCAGUGAUGGAACAUUUAGUCAAGACGAUUUCGUAUCUCCAAGGGAUUCAGAAGGCCAUGGAACACACACUUCAUCAACUGCAGCUGGAGGACUUGUGAGCAUGGCAAGCUUAAUGGGGCUCGGAUUGGGAACGGCUCGAGGCGGGGUUCCAUCAGCACGUAUUGCUGUGUACAAAGUAUGCUGGUCUGAUGGCUGCUAUGAUGCGGAUAUUCUUGCAGCAUUUGAUGAUGCCAUUGCCGAUGGGGUCGAUAUUCUAUCUGUUUCACUUGGUGCUCUUUCGGGGUCUCCUCCUUCGGAUUAUUUCAAUGAUUCCAUAGCCAUUGGAGCAUUUCACGCCAUGAAGAAUGGGAUAUUGACCUCGGCCUCGGCUGGUAACGAUGGUCCUAAUCUUUCAACUGUUUCAAAUUUCGCACCAUGGAUUCUUACUGUUGCUGCUAGCACAAUAGACAGAAAAUUCUUAACUAACGUGAAACUUGGAAACAAUAUGGUUUUUCAGGUGAAGCUUCCUAUCCUCUUCUUUGGAGUUUCAAUAAACACAUUUGACCUCAAUAACUCUGUUUAUCCUAUGAUCUAUGGUGGAAAUGCCCCAAAUAUUUCCGGAGGUUUUAACGGGUCCUUGUCCAGGAACUGCAUUGAAAAUUCAUUGGACCCAACUUUAGUGAAAGGCAAAAUUGUUCUCUGCGACUCUUUUAAUCAUGGACAGUCAGCACUGUUGGCCGGAGCAGCCGGGAUGGUGAUGCAAGAUACUGAUUACGAGGAUGUCGCAUUCUCUUUUGUUUUGCCGGCAGCAGACCUUGGGGUCAACGAUGGUGCCAAUAUUUUCAAGUACUUGAACUCGACAAGAAACCCUAAAGCAACUAUAACGAAGAGCUAUGAGGUGAAUGAUACUUUGGCACCAUAUGUGGCCUCAAUCUCUUCAAGGGGACCAAACCCUAUUACAAGUGACAUUCUCAAGCCGGAUUUAACUGCACCUGGAGUUGAUAUUCUGGCAGCAUGGUCUCUAAAUGGCCCACUUUCUGGAGUACAAGGUGACAAUAGAAGAGUACCAUACAAUAUUAUCUCUGGGACAUCCAUGGCUUGCCCACACGUCACUGGGGCGGCUGCGUAUAUCAAAUCCUUUCACCGUUCAUGGUCACCUGCAGCCAUUAAAUCUGCUCUCAUGACAACUGCCUUUGUAAUGAAUUCAACAGUCUCUCCAUACGAAUUUGGCUAUGGCUCCGGCCAGGUAAAUCCUGUAAAGGCUGUGGAUCCUGGUCUGGUAUACGAUGCAAUCGACUACAUAAAAUUUCUGUGCGGCCAAGGUUACAAUACGACGAUGUUACGGCUCGUCACCGGAGAUAAUAGCACAUGUUCUGAAGCCACAAACGGAACUGUCUGGGAUCUGAACCUUCCUACAUUUGCUCUUUCUACCUCGCCGGGGAUAUCUUUCAGUCGGAACUUCAGCCGGACUGUAACAAACGUUGGAUUACCGAAUUCCACAUAUACUGCUAAAAUUGCUGCCCCCCAAGUGCAAAUCCAAGUUGAGCCAACAGUACUAUCUUUCACUGCUGUUGGGCAAAAGCUCUCAUUCAUGGUGAAGAUGCGAGGAACAAUUGGCAGCAGCACUCUGGUCUCUGCUUCGCUGGUGUGGGAUGAUGGCACCCAUCAAGUGAGGAGCCCCAUUGUUAUCUAUUCUAACGACUUAUAA
Messenger RNA from Ilex paraguariensis (yerba mate), 2172 nucleotides. Lineage: Eukaryota; Viridiplantae; Streptophyta; Magnoliopsida; Aquifoliales; Aquifoliaceae. The record is from the annotation of a GenBank genome assembly.